Messenger RNA from Biomphalaria glabrata, 1643 nucleotides. RefSeq lists its product as uncharacterized. The record is from RefSeq and is a predicted model, not a curated record. Lineage: Eukaryota; Metazoa; Mollusca; Gastropoda; Planorbidae. Bases 293 to 1465 code for a protein of 390 amino acids. The transcript is spliced from 6 exons.
CUUAUGCUUUGUGUGUAACAGACAUUUUUUUUUUGGCUUACAAUCUUACAAUAAUAAUGUAUCUGGCCAGAUAAAAUAGCGUCUGUAUGUGAUAAAGGGAUGACUAUUGCCAGUUGUACGUAACAUUCUGUAGUGACCAGUGUCCAGUUUUUGGUUGUUUAUUUUGUUUCAAAACUCUGCAGAUUGAGCUCUAGACAAAAUUAAGCUGCAAUGGAUAUACAUAUAUAUUAAUUUCUCAUGGAUUUCUUAGUGUAAAAACAGAGUCUAUGAGAGGCUCUAAAGACCCUGUAUUAUGGAGAAAGGGGAUGCUAUCGUAGCCCUCAAGCAGCGUAUGACCAGGGUGACGCCUCUUCAAGACGAACCCAAUUUCGCAACUUCUGAUGAAACUAUUGUACGUUUCUUGAAGGCUAAUGAUUGGAAGUACAAAGAUGCAGAAAAAGCUCUGCUGUCCACUGUUGAAUACCGCCGCCAGACACGCCCACUGACAGUUGACUGUCAGUACUGUCACACACGCCCUGGUUUUCAUUCCAUGCGUCAAGUUGGCUUCGAUGAGUCAGGUCGUCCUGUCAUGUACUCCAGUUUCGCCCAGGCUUCCGUCCACAAGAACACAGUGGAGGAUUUGGUCACUCACGUCACCUACCUGAUUGAGAACGCCAAGGUCACCAUGAACUCAGGAGUCACCACCUGGGUGUUCGUCAUUGACUGUACAUGGAUGACAAUGGGAGCGUGCAAUCCAAAGCUGGGUUACAACGUGACCAGUAUACUGUCCAGUCACUAUCCAGAGAGGCUAGGAAUGGUCAUCUGUGUCAACAUCAGUCCAGUUUUCCAUGGAGUUUGGAAAGCGAUUAAGAAACUGUUAUCCCCUGGAACUGUUUCAAAAGUUCGCUUGGUGCGCUCAGAAUCAAAGAUCCGUCAAGUUUUUGGAACUUUUUUCUCAGAUGAACUUUCAGCGUGGUUACUGGAAGAGAUAGCACUAAACAAGUGUAAACCUCUUUCACGAGGGCAGCUCGAGUUCUGGAACCCACCCUCGGGUGAAAGUCGGCAUGAUCCUCGCGGUACGUUAUCUUACGUCCACGGCUACAUCAACCAGUUCAAACGGGAGGACGCUCACGUGUUCCCCGGGCACCCGAAGAAGCACUUACCGCAUCCUAAUAUCAUCGACGCGCUUAGCGCUGAGGUCGCCGCUGUCUCGCUCACUCCGUCGGAGGAAGCCGAGCGAGAAGAGGCCCUCGGAGCCAGCGGGCGCGAUGACUCCAACUUGAUCGGCGUCCAGGACGACGUCUCUGACGACGAUGACGAAGACAGUGAUUCUGAUGCAGAAGACGGCGAUGACCGCCUCCAGGAAGCUUCAAAGUUAAAGCCUGAAGGAUCUAAUGCAAAACCGAAAUCGGAAAUGGUUUCAGCUUCUCAUGGGGGCUCUUCGGGAAAACCUAUGAGUAAAUUGAAAAAAUGGAUUACCCGAUGAACCUGAAAAAACCUACCAGCAAAGAGUUAAUACGUGUCGCAUUCAAUAAAAACAACAAAACAUUGUAAAUAUAAUGAGCCUCUAAUGUUUUCUUUGUUCAAUAUUUAUAAUUACCAAAUGACUAGUUUCUUGUUGUAGAAACAUUCAGCAAAAAUAAAAAUUAUUGAGUUAUAUCCAA